AUGGGAUGCCGGUCUUCAUUGCGAGUUGCCGGCUACACUGCACGUGAAUUGCGCGCGCUUGCACUUUUAGCCGAAGCGCUGAUCACCUUGGCCAUUCUGUGCCUUCUUACAUUCCGGGUUCUUGUCUGGUGGAGAGCGGAAGGGUAUCAAAGGAAGUCGACUUUCAGAGAGGAAGGAGGCUCAAAUCAAGACUCUGAGUCGGAGACCCUUCUACCUUCGCUCAUCUUUUGCAAUGCCAAUCCUCUGAGAGCAACAGCUCUCUACUACGCGGGUCUGUACGACAAGGUUUCUCAGGCCGUGCAGGAUCCAAGGUUUACUCUCCAAGAUCUCGACUUCUCUUCUGAGCAGCUUCAACAAUACGCGCACAGCAUUUACAGCAUGCUCAAACGGUGCAGACUAAACAACGCCGAGUGCAACGCCCAGAAUUUUGAGUCAGUAAGAACGAAGCACGGAAUGUGCUUUCGACUGCAAAUUCCGAGGGGCAAACAAACUCGCUUGGAGAUGAUUUUGGACCCCGAGGAGAGUGAAUAUGUCCUUCCCAACGACGGAUUCACGGGCUUUUUGAUUGUCCUCAACUGUUCCACCAGCGAUCAGAGCGAGUUCUUUAUUGGCAGUGGUUUUCACAACAUGGUUCGCAUUUCAUCAGCGGAUCCUCAUAGCGGCAUGGCAUGUGACAGCGGAGGCUUCCAACUGAGGGUUGACUCGAUCACUCAGACCGUGAGGUCGGCACUCUAUCAAAGCUUCCUUCCUCGCGACCUCUCAGGCGACUCAACGGCGGAGGCUGAAAGGACCAUGAAGAGACAGACCACCGACCUAGAUUCCAUGUGA
Messenger RNA from Hydatigera taeniaeformis, 828 nucleotides. The record is from the annotation of a GenBank genome assembly. Lineage: Eukaryota; Metazoa; Platyhelminthes; Cestoda; Cyclophyllidea; Taeniidae.